Morone saxatilis (striped sea-bass) is the source of this 2113-nucleotide messenger RNA. RefSeq names its product doublesex and mab-3 related transcription factor 2a (gene dmrt2a). Gene Ontology annotation, cellular component: nucleus. Gene Ontology annotation, biological process: sex differentiation; regulation of transcription by RNA polymerase II. Lineage: Eukaryota; Metazoa; Chordata; Actinopteri; Moronidae. The record is from RefSeq and is a predicted model, not a curated record. Gene Ontology annotation, molecular function: RNA polymerase II cis-regulatory region sequence-specific DNA binding; DNA-binding transcription factor activity, RNA polymerase II-specific.
CUCUGUGUUUCAGCCUCAGAGGAAACUUGGAUGUGUUCAGGGCGCUGCACUCACUCAUGCACUCAAUUAACAGCUAAUUACAAGAUUAUUCAGGAGUCUGGACUGCGUGUUUGCGAUUCAUCACCGCAGGCUAUUACCACGUGUGCGCCACUUUCACCGCACUGCUGUGAAACUGCGGACACACCGCUGAAACAUCCUCUGGAGACAUAAACUGGGUGAAAAGACAGCCGGCGGAGGACUCGGGCAGACAUGUCAGACAACGCCGGUUGCGAGUUUGAAAUCGACGUGGAGAGCCUGGAGACGGAGAGCGACGACCUGGCGGACUCCUCCAGCCGCCCCGGCUCCGCGUCUCUCGGCCCCGCCGCCUCCGAGGACGACGGAGACGGCAGCAAGAGCGACGAUAAGCCGGGCCCCAGCGGCCUGUGUACGGGGGACCAGAGGAAGCUGAGCCGGACGCCGAAGUGCGCCCGCUGUCGCAACCACGGCGUAGUGUUGUUGAAGGGACACAAGCGCUUCUGCCGCUGGAGGGACUGCCAGUGCGCCAACUGCCUGCUGGUGGUGGAGAGACAGCGGGUGAUGGCGGCGCAGGUGGCCCUGAGGAGGCAGCAAGCCACGGAGGAUAAAAAAGGAAUAUCUGGGAAACAAAUUCCAGCAGAGAGAAGGACAAUAUAUCAGCGACAUAUUCGACCAUCCACCAUGCUCGCCAAAAGCAUCCUCGAAGGAUACCGUCCGGUGCAGUCUGAUCCGUUCCUGGCGGCCAAUCCGUCCCUCCCCCCACCGCUAAGCGAUCGCAUGAGGAAGAGAAGGGCCUUUGCUGACAAGGAGCUGGAAACCAUCAUGCUGGAGCGGGAGUACAAAGAACGAGAGCUGCUGGAGAACAGCCAGGCGGCCACAGCUUCGCUCCUCUUCCCAAACAACAUGGUCCACCACGCCGCAGAGUACAACUACAAGACGGCGUACUCACCAGCAGCACAGGCUGAGCCACAGCCCAAAGAGCUGUGCAACUUCCUCGGCCCUAACUGCCUGGAUCUGUCCAUGCAGUACCCCGCCGGCUCGGCCAACGUGGAGCUCAUCUCGUCCAACGUCAGCGUGGCCACCACCUACCGCCACUACCCGCUGCAGCCAUCACGAGGCGGCUUCAUGAUGUGGCCCCGCAGUGCAGCCAACCUGGGUGAUGCCCUGCUCUACCAGCAGUGCCUGUUCAAUGCCACAGCUGUGCAGAACAUGAAGCCCGGUGCGGUGUGGGAGCCUAAGGUAAUGCCAGCCGAGAGCCAGCCGCCCGAGCAGGAGGCUGCGGCCGCUAUCACUGCUAAACUGGAAGGAUCCCGAGCCGCUGCGCUGCAGGACUUGUCAGACCCUCAUCGGGUUGAUCCCAAGCCCCCCGGUGUCACUCAGGGGGGGCAGAGGGAGUGCUCAGCCUUCUCUCCACCCAAGAGGAGCUUUGGACAAUCCUUCCCCAACAACUCUCAUUCCCAAAACUCCAGCCAAGUCCUGAACAAGCUGAGCAAGGACAGCAAUAAGCUUUCCAUGAAACUCAACUCCUUUCACUCCCUCAUCCAGCACUCGCUGAGCGAAAAAACGAGCGGCGGGGCCGGGCCGGAGCUCAGGGCUCCAUACUGCAAAGAGCUUUUAGAGGAGGCUGCCCGCAAGAUCAGGGAGGGCUCCGCCAAGGACAUUCAGGCUAUUAAAAUCACAGACAGGUACGCCAAAGACUUUCUGUCUAAGCCUGUAGGGACCAAGAUGGCGUCCAGUGAGUCUUUGUCCUUCUCUGUGGAGGCCAUACUGAAGAGACCCACACCUGCUAUGAGUCGAGCAUUCCAUUAAUUUCCAUUAAGUGUCUUUUCUUGCACUAUAAACUUCAGGUUUGUCUCAGUUAGAGGGCAUCUCAAGUUGUGGUUUUGGGGUCAAACUAAAUCUUAAACACACAGACACUGCUUCAGAAAUUAGACCAGCUAGACAUUAUUUUCUUUCCCACAAUGUAAUAUUUAUGUACAGUAUAUUAUAUUUUACAUGUGCAUGUUUAAUAACUUUAUUGUGUAGAGUAUUUAAACAUUAUCCCAAUGUUUUCCUCAUGUCAAUAAAAUUUAUAAGACUGAACUGUUACCAUAAAAAA